AGACGGCCCUGGAAGAACUCAUCCGAGGCCUCCUGCGAUGCUCUCCGUCGCGAAUUAUUUGAAGAAGCCUCGCCGUGGUGAGCCCCCCCCCAAGCGAUGUGGAGCCAGGGUCGCCGGCCGUGGUCGGCUCCGGCAUUGUGCAAUGCCUAAGAGUGAAGGGCUUUUGCGUCAUCAACAAUGCUGUGAGUGAGCAGAUGCUGCAGACAGCCAGUGCUGAACUGGGGUCGCAGGAAUGGUAUCAGCCAGCGGUGCUGAUCCAGGAGGGUCUCCUGGGGGUUGAGGGGUCCAACCGCAUCUGCCGAAUGGCCUCAAUCGACUUCCCAGAUCAAGCCACCGAUCAGUUCCAGGAUGGUCUUGCUGGUAUCGAUUUUGCAAUGUGGAAGCUUGCUGAAGCCGUUGGCCCCUUUCAAGACGAGUUGGGCUUCCGGUGCUGUGGGCGAAGCAUCGGCUUCCUGCAUCAGGCGAGCGAUCCAGACUUAGAAGAAGCGGAGCUGACCGACCAAGAGGCCAGUGAUUGGAGCGCAAUAUUCACUAGCAGAAAGAUCAUGAUCCUUGUGUUUUUGGGUCCAGGCAAAGGAACCCUAGAGAUGCAACCCUAUGACGAUGAGGCCAAUGUAUCCGAGAUCACUACGGUGCCUGGCCUUGUCGUGGUUCUUCGAACCGACCAACUCUCCUUCAAGUUUUUCUGCAGAGGUCGAGAGGCGACGCAUGUGGCGAGCUCCUUUAUGCUGCAAAACGAUGUUUUGCGCAUGCAUCGCAACAAGUUAGAAGCACAUCUCACUCCUGCCGCACAAGAGUUAGACCAAUGGAUCGACCAGCGGCUCAGGGAGAUUAAAGAGAUGGAGGACGAGCCGACUGAGGAUUGGAAGACCGAAGUGCCCAGGAGCUUCAUCCAUGCUGCGAAUCGUACAUGGUUCAAGCGCCAAACCACAGUGGUCAGGGGAGCCGCAGCGAGGCUUCCGGUGACAUGGGAGCCAGAGGUGUUCUUCCUCGGUCUGACGUCAGGUGCUGACACGGUGAUCGAAGUACCGAUCAUGCGAUGGGAGCACGACACAGUGUAUGACCCUUCGCCCGACUGCUGGAAGAAGGAUCCUCCCAAAACCAAUUGCAGGCAUGCCUCAUUUAUUGAUGGAGUGGACCUCUUUGACAACAAGCUCUUUGGCUUGUCGCUCGCAGAGACCAAAGGUAUGGAUCCGGGGCAGAGGCUUGUCUUGGAGGUCACAUACGACUCUCUCUACAGGAGCGGAAUGAAGAAAAGUAACUUGAUCAACUCCACCGUCGGAAUGUACGUCGGCACCUCACAGAGUGAAUGGAACCAAGCGGAGAAAGCCGCCGAUGUGGGCAUUUUCGGGGCUACGGGAGGAGCCCCCAGUAUCACCGCCGGCCGCUUGAGCUUUUGCUUGGGCUGCAAGGGCGCCUCUUUAGCCAUUGACACCGAGGCGGCCUCUGGCCUGUCUGCGGUCUUCUGGGCGGCUGAGUCCGUCGAAAAGAAGGGCGCCGGACACAUCCAGGAAGCGGCCUGUGGAAUUGGUGUGCACUUGUGCCUCGCCAAGGCCUGGUGGCCUGCGCAUACCACUGCGGGCUUCCUGUGCCCUGGUGGUCGAUGUUUCACUUUCGACUCCAGUGCGCAGGGCCACGUGAGGUCGGAGGGUGUGGGCACUAUGGUGCUGAAGUGUCAAGAGAAGAUGGAAGCAAUGGAGGUGAAGGACGAUCAGUUGAACGUCGGCACACUGGUGGGUGGAGCCACCCAAAACAGUGGCAAGAGCGCGGGAAUGAGUGCUCCAAAUGGACCAGCAGAGCAGGCGGUGCUGAUUGAGGCCUGCCGCAAGUCUGGCAUCAUGGCCUUGGAUGUGGACGUGGUGGAGUGCCAUGGUUCAGGGCGUUUCAUCGCAGAUGCCGUGGAGGCUGCUUCUUGUGGUCGCGCACUUCGUGAUGGAGCAGAUGCAGAUCAAGAUGCCGAGAUGCUGCAGCUGUGCAGUAUGAAGUCGAACAUUGGCAAUUGCAUCGAGACAUCCGGCAUUGCCUCCUUGAUCAAGACUUUGCACAGCAUCAGGUGGGGCAUUGUGUGCGCCAACAACCACUUGAACCAGCUGAAUCCACAUUUGGAUCUUUCGAGCUGUCCGUUGUUGAUGUGUACGGAGCCCACCGAGCAGAAGCUCUCCGCCGUCUUCAUGGGUGUCUCCGCUUGGGGCUUCGGCGGCACCAACGUCCAUAUGCACUGCUAUGGUGGAGUGGAUGAGGAGAUUCGACUUCCGCCGGAACCAACUCCACAGGAGCUAAGACCGAGGCUUUCGUAUUGGCCCAGCGGUGGCGGUGACCUCGGAAGCAUGAGCCGACCACGGAGGGGAUUCUUUAUCAUUGGAUCUUGGAGCAGCUGGACGGAGCCUGAAGCCAUGGAGGAUCGGAUCUGUUACGGCUAUACCCUUGUUUUGGGAGAUGAGCGAUGGGAGCAAUUCCAGCUUCUCAUCGACAACAACUAUGCCAAGGUGCUGCAUCCACGGCGCUUCAAGGCGCCCAAGGGCACGGAGGUGUACGGCCCGACGCGCACAGAGGAGGUGAUGCAGGAGAGCACCUGGCUCGUAGACGGCCGCCCAUUCACGGCCCAGAUUCGACCCAUUGCCGAUUCACAAGGCUCUAGCGCCUUGGCGGAACGGCCUUCGCCCAUGGAGUACAAGAACGAGGAUGAAGGAAUGCCUGGUCAGCGGUACCGCAUUCGUUUACAUAUUGCUGGAAAGUGGCGAACAGUCACUUGGGCGAAGCUAGAGGGGAGUGGCAGUGGACCAGCGGCAUUGAAGGGGUAGGAGUCCCACCAGUGAGGGGCGCCUCAGUCUGCUAGUGGACUUGCUUCGUGCGUCUUCGAUGAAAGAUCCAGCAGCAGUGGCGUAAGAUCAAAGAACCUGGG
Molecule: messenger RNA, 2902 nt
Organism: Durusdinium trenchii
Lineage: Eukaryota; Dinophyceae; Suessiales; Symbiodiniaceae
Source: the annotation of a GenBank genome assembly